AUGUGUGCUGUUACAUGGUUGUGCUUUGUUAUUCUGCUUACUUUCUCUACUGGAGACAGAUUAUCUCGAGUGGAUGAAGAAAAUGCAGCUCACUAUCGAUUCAUUCAAGAAUACGAGGGCCAAAUACGGCACAACCAAAAUGUGGACCGGAAGAAAACAGAGGGGAAGAAAAUGACUCUUUUGGAAUUGUCUCGUUUAAACAAAGAACGGCAGGUAACUCCACAGGCUGCUUAA
Molecule: messenger RNA, 234 nt
Organism: Rodentolepis nana
Lineage: Eukaryota; Metazoa; Platyhelminthes; Cestoda; Cyclophyllidea; Hymenolepididae
Source: the annotation of a GenBank genome assembly